UUUGUACACGUAGUAGCUUCAACAGUGAAGAAAAAAACUUAAGGGGAGGGAUUAGUGUCUAAAGUCCUGCAACGGCUAGACAUUGGACGAAAUAAAAACUGCUGAUAAACUAGAUGCACUGUAUUUCAGCUAACACAAUGCACACAUCCUCAAAACUUCCGCUCACCUUACAAAUGCUACAGGAUGCCAGAGAAAAAGUGAAAAACAGCCCUUUGCAUGUUGUACGCACUCCAGUGGUAAACAUAAAUCAAACAGCAUUGUUGCACCAUCCAUCCUGUGACCUCUUUUUGAAGCUUGAAAAUUUACAGACAACAGGUUCAUUUAAAAUCAGAGGAGUGGCUAACCAGUUUGCCGGAAGACCCAGAGGAGGCCAGUUUGUUACAAUGUCUGCAGGAAACUACGGGAAAGCAUUUGCUUAUGCUUUGAAAGAGUACAGUAGUAAAGGAAAAGUUGUAAUGCCAGAAACAGCUCCAUCAUCCAGGGCUGCUAUAAUUGCUAGUUAUGGGGCAGAUGUUGAACGAGUCCCCCAGGAGUCGCUGCAGCUUGCUGUGGAUAAUAAUGUAAGAGAGCACAAUAUGACCUUUUUGCACUCCUUUGAUGAUGUGGAUCUCAUGGCUGGUCAUGGGAGCCUUGGUUUUGAAAUUCUUGAAGAUGUUCCUAAUCUUGAUGUCAUUGUCAUAUCUUGUGGAGGUGGAGGCUUACUUGCUGGUGUAUCUGCUGCAGUCAAACUUCAGUGUCCUAAUGUAAGGAUAUAUGGAGUGGAACCAGAAGGAGCCUGUACCAUGUUUAGAAGCUUUGCUGAGGGAAAGGCCGUUUCUAUGUCUGUGAAAACCAUUGCAGCAGGACUGGCCCCACCAUGUGCAGGGUCCAUCUGUUACAAUAUUUGCAAAGAACAUGUGGAAGACAUAGUGCUGGUGUCAGAUAAUGACAUCAGAGUUGCAGUUUCUGUCUUGUAUAACAUUGGACUUGUUGUGGAACCCUCUGGUGCCGCAGGUUUUGCUGCUGUAUUAGGAAAUAAAAUACCAGAUGUCAGCAAUAAGAGAGUUGUGGUGGUGAUUUCUGGAAGAAACAUAUCCCUAGAGGAACUUCAUGAUUAUCCUAUUGGACAUAAUUCAAAUAUGCUUGAUUAUUGGGUUGCAAAUAUGGCCUAGAGGUCACAGUUGUUUUAUGCAGAGAGGCAACUUUUAGUGCAUUUCAAAUUACCUGUUUUAUUUUGUGGCUCUGGGUUUGUCACUUAAUUACUUAAUCUGCCUAGGUCAUGUUGAUAGAUUGUCACGUUCUGGGAAUGUGCCAUAAAUACAUACAUUUUAACUAUACCUUGCUUUACUGAAAAAAAUAUACAAUGAUUUAGUAAUUAACAUUAAUUAUUAAUUUGCUCUUAUAAUGCAUUUUCCAGCCAAAGACAAAUGUUAUUGUAAUAAUUAUAUAAAAUGUAACAUUGCCUUCUGUGAGAGUUGGGCACUGGGCUGACAACUCAACACCAUUAAAACACCACUGCCAGUCAAUCUGUGGACCGGUGAUCCACUGUGGCGACCCCUAAUCGGGAAAAGCCAAAAGACUUUAAUUAUAUAAAUGUAAUGUUUUUCAUCUGUGAAACUGCCAUUAAUGUUUAUAGCUUAUGUGCAGUCUUUGCCUGUUUCUAUCAUUUCGUCUCCAGUGUGAAAUAAAUUAUGUAAGCUUUCAAGUGGAGAGAACUGUCAGCAGUAUGUCUUGAUUAUUCAGUGAAGAACCAUGUCUGUUAGGGCAUAUCUGCAGGCAGGGUUGUAAAAUAACUUAUUUCAGCUUGCAUUAAACUUGUUUGAUAUAGACUUGGCACAAAUAUUGUAGAGGUUAAACAUUGUUUUCAUCCCGGUCAGAGCAGCGAUUCUCUAUGUCACUUAAAACUGAAAUCAUUAAAAGAAUGAAGUACUUCAUA
This is a messenger RNA of Protopterus annectens (West African lungfish), 1915 nucleotides long. It is a transcript of the gene SRR, whose product is annotated as serine racemase. The coding region runs from base 114 to 1151 and encodes 345 amino acids. NCBI's taxonomy places the organism in Eukaryota, Metazoa, Chordata, Ceratodontiformes, Protopteridae. The record is from RefSeq and is a predicted model, not a curated record. The transcript has 7 exons. Gene Ontology annotation, molecular function: L-serine ammonia-lyase activity; threonine deaminase activity. Gene Ontology annotation, biological process: L-threonine catabolic process; L-serine catabolic process.